UAGCUUAGUUUGCAUCUAACUGCCUCCAGUGGCAGAAGCGUCGUUGCGCGUUAUUCCAGUUUACGAGCAGAAAAGUGCAUGUGUUGUUGUUUAGAUCGUCUUAAUAAGUAGUUAUAUUGCAAAACACAAACAAAGCAUACAAAUGAACGCUUUGGCGUUGAUCGCUUUCGCGCUCUGGGCGCUUUUCAUGCGCUACUUGCCGCACAUCGUAGAAUUUUUACGCAUAAGGAGAUUCGCGUCUACCAUACCGGGACCGAGUAUUGGUGAACUGAUCGAGAAUGCGAAGAAAGGACGAAUGCUGGAAUGGUUGAAUUCGCUUUACAAGAAACAUGGUCCUGUUUUUCGCAUAUGGUUCGGUAAGGAUCUCAUGGUCUUCUUUUCCGAUCCAGAGGACGUCAGGCAAAUACUAAGUAAUAACAAAUUGUUGAAAAAGUCCAAAAGUUACGAAAUCGCCGAAAUAUGGCUUGGCAAGGGACUCCUAACCAGUGCCAACGAAGCCUGGCAACGUCGCCGAAAAUUACUCACACCCGCUUUUCAUUUUCGCAUACUGGGCGAAUUCAAGGAACCCAUGGAGGAUAACUGUCAAAUUCUCAUCAGCAAAUUGCGCGAGAAAGCAAACGGCGAGCAGUUCGACAUAUAUCCAUAUAUAACGUUAUUCGCUUUGGAUGCUAUUUCAGAGACGGCGAUGGGCAUAAAGAAGAAUGCGCAGAUGCAGAGCGAGUCGGAAUACGUGAAGGCUGUGCAGACCAUCUGUCGCGUCUUGCACAAGCGGCUCUUCUCAUUUUGGCAUCGCUUUGAUUUGAUCUAUCGCUUCACCGAUGCGUACAAAGAGAGCAUCGAAGCGCUGAAGGUACUGCAUGGCGAAACCAAUCGAAUGAUCAAGUUGCGUCGUCAAAUGCUGCAGGACACCAACAUACAUAAUAUGGCAGACGCUGAGAAAACCGAUGAUGUCGGCGGUAAACGGCGUCUUGCCUUCCUCGAUAUGCUGCUGAUAUCGCAGCUAGAAGGUGGCGGUCUAACGGAUCUUGAAAUACGCGAAGAAGUCGAUACUUUCUUGUUUGAGGGUCAUGACACCACGAGCUCUGCCAUGGGCUUUUGCAUUUAUCUGCUCUCCCAGCAUGAGGACAUACAGCACCGCGCUUACGAAGAGGCCGUAGCAAUGCAGGGACGUGAAAAGGAAACCAUGCGUUACUUGGAGGCGGUGAUAAAAGAAACGCUACGCAUUUAUCCUUCAGUACCAUCCUACUCACGAAAAACGCAAGAAGACUUACAAAUCGGUAACAUAACAGUGCCAAAGGGAGUCGCUGUCAGCGUAUUGGCCUACAUGGUACAUCGUGAUGAAAAUAGUUAUCCAGAACCCGAAAAAUUCAACCCGGAACGAUUUUUGGCCAACGACAAAGAGUUGCAUCCAUUCGCUUUCGUAGCAUUUAGUGCAGGACCAAGGAAUUGCAUUGGUCAAAAGUUCGCUAUGCUGGAGUUAAAGCUUGCGUUAUCGUCGCUUUUGCGGAGUUACGAGCUGUUACCAGUGAAGGAUUUCGUACCUAAUCCGUUGGCAGAGUUGGUGAUGAAAAGUGGAAAUGGCAUACAAAUACGUAUGCGGCCACGAAAAUAAAAUACCGUUACCAGUUUUUAAUGCAUUUAUUGAUUUUUACCGUCUUAUGUUAUUAUAAUGGGUUGUCAAAAAAGUCUUGCGGUAUUUUUAUUGAAUUUUUUUUUUUUAUUGAAAUUGAAAUGAAUUUUUAAUGACUCAUGCCCAGCUCUUGACCGAUGCUACGGCUACUACUAUGCCGGUCUCUUUCGACCAAUUCAGCGAUUUUAUCGCAAGUUUCGACGACAGGCCUUCCGGAGUGUGACGCAUCUUCGACCACCUCUACACCAGAACGAAAACGUUGAAACCAUCGUUGUGCGGUGGAAAUGGAAACUGUAUCGGGUUCAUAAACUGCACAAAUUUUAUUGGCGGCUUGAGAUGCAUUUUUGCCUUUCUCGUAGUAGUACUGUAAAAUAUGCCGUAUUUUCUCUUUAUUUUGCUCCAUGUUUGCGACGCUAUAACUCACGAACGACUUAAAAGAAACGACAAUCAAUCAAACACGUGUUAGCGCGUGAAAUGAGCUUUCCAAAAAGGUAUAGCAUGACCCGAUGUGACGAAUAAAACUAGAACUACGCGCUUUCAGCGCCAACUAGCGAAAAUACCGCAAGACUUUUUUGACAACCUAAUAUAUUAUGUUUAAAAUGUGUUCUAAAUAAAUAUUUUUAUACUAUUGCACCCAGUUUCUAGAGA
Molecule: messenger RNA, 2278 nt
Organism: Bactrocera neohumeralis
Lineage: Eukaryota; Metazoa; Arthropoda; Insecta; Diptera; Tephritidae
Gene: Cyp4s3
Product: probable cytochrome P450 4s3
Exons: 5
Coding region: 143-1612 (489 amino acids)
Molecular function (GO): monooxygenase activity; iron ion binding; heme binding
Source: RefSeq, a predicted model, not a curated record